Messenger RNA from Poecilia latipinna (sailfin molly), 746 nucleotides. RefSeq names its product collectin-12-like. The record is from RefSeq and is a predicted model, not a curated record. The transcript has 2 exons. Bases 27 to 521 code for a protein of 164 amino acids. NCBI's taxonomy places the organism in Eukaryota, Metazoa, Chordata, Actinopteri, Cyprinodontiformes, Poeciliidae.
CUAAAUACGUUGUAGUGAAUACAUUCAUGUUUUGGGAAGAUGCUAAGAACUACUGUCGGUCCAAACACACGGACCUGGUCAGAGUGUGGAACACGUCUCAGAACGAUGAAAUCCACCCACUGAUUGAGAGGAACCACUGGAUCGGCCUUUACAGAGACCUGUGGGCUAACUGGUCUGACCACAGCCUACUGACCUUCACUAACUGGGAGACGGGCCAGCCUGACAACAAAGGUAGCACCAACAUGACUUCCUGUGCUGCCGUGGAUACGAGCACCGGAAAGUGGUGGGAUGUUGACUGUAGUGAAGAGCACGAGUUCAUCUGUCAGACUCUGAUUCCAUCCAGUAGGAGGUUGGAGCUGCGCUUCCAGUCCGAGGCCGACCUGAACGACCCCGACGCCCAGCAGCAGAUUUUACAGCAGCUGCAUGCUAAAAUGGAAGCUGACGGAUUAACAGAGUUCAAACUUCGCUGGAUGGAGACGGAUGGUCAGAUUUUUCACAAAGAACCAAAGAAAAAACCAUGAGGCAUAUUCAGCCUUUUUCAUGCACUAUGCAUAAGCCUAACCUACAGAAAUUCACAUCCAUAGUCAAGUCAGUCAAGGACAUUUUCAGUAGCUCUUUUUUUGCUAAGCUAACAGUCAUAAACUCAUGUAAUCCUUUCUGGAAUAUGUCAAUCUACAUAUAUGUAUGUAUGCAGGUAAUAUUGUGUAACGUCCAUUUUGACUAUUUAAUAAAGUAAAACCUGACAC